This is a messenger RNA of Exophiala aquamarina CBS 119918, 444 nucleotides long. RefSeq lists its product as uncharacterized. Bases 1 to 444 code for a protein of 147 amino acids. The record is from RefSeq and is a predicted model, not a curated record. The transcript has a single exon. Lineage: Eukaryota; Fungi; Ascomycota; Eurotiomycetes; Chaetothyriales; Herpotrichiellaceae.
AUGGCAGAAUCAAAGGCUUCGGUAACAUUGUCUUCGAAACCACAUGAAGCUCCACGAUCAGACGGUCAAAAUGAGUCGACUUUCCUACGUCGGAUCGGAAGGUGGACAACGGCGAACCUGUCCGGUUGGAAAAUGGGUAUCGUCAUAGCCGCAUCGACAACUACCAUUGCCCUGAUCGCGAAUAUCGGAUUUACUCUCUGGGGUGUUACGCACUCAGAGCCACCCAUGGCCGGAGGCAUCGGGACACUGAUAGAUGGCUCAUGCGACAAAGUCAGGAGAUACAGCUUGUGGCUCCAUCUUGGAAUCAACGCACUUAGCACGCUGAUGCUGAGUGGAAGCAACUAUACACAGCAAUGUCUGGCGGCGCCGACCAGGCAUGAAGUGGAUGUCGCACACAGUAAACGAAAAUGGCUGAACAUCGGCGUGCUUGCUGCGAAUGCUUGA